Messenger RNA from Tetrahymena thermophila SB210, 4293 nucleotides. RefSeq lists its product as hypothetical. NCBI's taxonomy places the organism in Eukaryota, Ciliophora, Oligohymenophorea, Hymenostomatida, Tetrahymenidae. The record is from RefSeq and is a predicted model, not a curated record. The transcript is spliced from 7 exons.
AUGACAUCUGCUGACCAUGGAAAUCUAUUUUUACAGAAGAAGUUAAAUGGGAUUAAAGAUGAAUUUAAGUCACAGCAGAAUUAAGCCAUUCAGUUGCAGAACAUAUUUGAUAUCGAAUCCAUUUAAGUAGAGGUUUUGAGGACAGAAAUAUCAUCUAAUAUUAAUAUCAAGUCUUUUUAGCCCUCUUUCUCACUUUAACUAGGUAACCAGAUUAAGUUUAAUGCCACUAACUAGUAUCGAGAUCCAUACAAUGCAAUAUUCAAUGAAUUUUUUGAAUUUGAUUGCUGCAAUUUACAAUAAAUGAAUAAAUUGUUUAUGAAACUUUAUCAUGUAAAUCAGCUUCCUCCUUAGCAGUCACCGAGCUAGUUUUAAAAUAAAAUUUUGAUUGGAUAAGCUGCAUUAGAUGUAUUAACUGUUCAAUCAUAGCAGACAAUCAAAAAGCAAAUUGUAAGCUAAGAUAACGCAGUUAUUGGCUAUGUUUACUAUAAAGUUUAGUUUAGGCAUUAGAUAAAAAAUGGUAAUUAGAAUAUCAACCAUGCAAUUUAAAAGUAGCUAAAUGAGCAACAAAAUUAGUCUUAGUUUAAACAGCAAUAAAAUAAUAAUCCAAAUAAUAUAAGCCCAAAGCAUUUUAGCAGUAGAAUCAAGCAAAUACAGCAAUAAGAUGAAGGGAAAAAAAGAAUGAAUACAGACAAUACAAUGCAAACAAAUUCAUCUAAAUAAAACAACCCAGAUAAGGAAUAUUAAAGAAUGCUAGAACAAACUGAUGAAGAUAUAGAAUAAUUGAUUGAUAUUUAAGGUCACUACAAAAAGAAGUCAUUUGAUGAUUUGGAGUCCACUAAACGAAGAGACUUAUAUCCUCCAUUCAGACAGCUAAACUAAGCGAAUAUCAAAGAAAGAGGAUUCAGUCAUGCUCCAGAGUAGACUAAUUAAGGGCACUUCCAAUUAUAUCAACAACAAUUGUCUUAGGUUCCUGUUUCUCAAUUUCAUUCUUAAAAAGUUAAUUAAGCCAAUACCAAUAGAAUGUUUAAAAUGUUUUAGAAUAACUCAAAAUAGCAAAAGUAAUAAAAACAGUAACCCUCUAAUACAAACAUUCCAAGCAAUAGCUAAGCUCAUAUUUCGAAUAGCACACCUUUACAAAAUUAACAAAUUCCAUAGUAACAAUAAGUUUCUUAGUAAAACCAAUAUUAACAAUUAAAUAAUUAGCAGCCAAUUCUAUAACAAAAUUCCUAACAAGUAUUAUAAAAGUAGCCAUCUGAAAUUAUGCAAUAAUUAACUGUAUUGCAAUAAAACCAAAGUAAUUUAAAGUCUCAAUUUAAUAAAAAUAUGGAAUAGUAAGCUUUUUAGCAGAUAUAGUCAUAAUAAGGAACAAAUUAACUAUAAGCUAUUAACAAUGAUUAGAUUUUAAUGGCUCAACAAAGUCAGCUUGAAAUAUAAAAGCUUUAAUAGGUAAUCAAUGAUUUAAAAAAUAAAAUCUCUUAUGAUGAGCAAAGAGUCUAAUUAGCCCUUUAGAAUAUAAAUCAGUCUAGAAGAUAAGUAGAAGAUGAAAGGAUUGCUUUGAAAGUCAAAAAUGAUUUUUUAAUAGAGAAGCUAAAAAUAAUAGAAAAAGAAUAGCUUUAAUAUUAAGAAUUCAUGAAAAUAACUAACGAGGAAGAAAAUAUAAUUUAAUAAUAAAUUAAUGUUGUUGCUCAAUAGAUAAAAAAGAAAAAGAAAUCUUUGAUUAUUAAAAGAGCAGAGUAUAAAAUAUUACAGAAAUAACAUGAAAAUAAGAUUAAAAAAAUAGAUUCUUACUAUGAGAGAAUCAAUGAUUACCAGAAAGAAUUAUAAAAAUUUUUUACAAUAAAUUAAAAGCAAAGAAAUAAAAUAGAAAAUAUUAAAAAUGUUCGAAAAGAGCUACAAAAAGAAGAAAUUGAGAAAAUAUAAUAAAAGAGAAGAUACUCUCUAUAGGAUCAAUAUUCUUAAAUUUCAUUUUAAAUAGAAGAUGCAGAUUAUAUUUUUGUAAUAAGUCCUCAUGAAAAUUUAUCAAACUUGUUAGAUGAAAAAAACGAAUAAAGACAACUAUAUUUAGAGUCUAUUAAGGAGUAUUAAAACCAAAAAGAAGAAUAUACUCACUUAAUUUAAAUGGAACAAACAGUAAAAGAAAAACUUUAAAAUCUACAAGAAAAGCUUUCAGAACUUGGAAUACAGGAAAAUAAUGUGGCUGAUAUUGGAGAAGAUAAAAAUAAUUAAGAUUAAUCUAGAGGAUCCUACACCUAAAUAAUUGACCAAUAGAGUGUCAUUUCAGCUGAAAGUGAAUAAAACAUAACAUAAAAUCACAUAUAUUUCAGAUAAAACGAAGAAUAUUAGGACUAAAAAGAGUUUUAAUAAUAAAUCAGAAACAUGCAAAUAAGAUAACUUUUAUUAGAAGGUAACAUGUAAGCUUACGGAUAUGAUUACAUUAAAAUGGCAUAGGGUAAUAAUUAAGUAUCAGGAAAUAUAACAGAUUCUCAGGCAAAUUAUGUAAUCAAUAACGAUCUGACAAACAAUUAAAUAGAUUCCAAGAAUUCAAAUAAUGUUAAUAACUAAGCAAAAAUUCCAAAUAUUUUAUAAAUUUAAUCUUCCUAGAGACCUUUGAGAAACAGUAAUAAUAUUUAGCAAUAAUUUGGUCACUCGCUUCAUAAUUUAAGUUUGUAAAAUAAUUUAAUUUAGAAGCAGCAAAUACAUUAACAAUAGCAGUCUUAACAACUAUAACACACUCAUUCUGCUAUUAUUCCAAAUCACUAUGAAUUAACCUUCAAAAAUUAGAAUGAAGUAAAAUCAUAACAUUUCUCUAAAUUCAAAGAUUAAUUUGAAAAUAAAAUGAUGAAUCAAUAAAAUGAUGAUUAGGCAAUUUCAAAUGAUGAUGAAAUAUUAUCAGAUAAUAAUUAAUAGCUUUAUUAGAAUGUUAAUAAUUUUUCUAGCAUGUAAAAUCAAUUCAUGUAAUAUUAAAAAUAAUUCUAAAACAAUCAAAAUAAUUAACAAAAUGAUUUUCAAUCAAGAUCUAAAACUCCAUUGUAAAUAAAUAUAGAUGGCCCUUCUUUUGAAUAACAUAUCUAAUCUGUCACUGCUAGAAAUAGCCCAAGGAUAGGUUAUAAUCAGCAAAAUAAUUAUCACUUUCAACCAAUAAAAUCAAAUGAGCAACUACUUUAACUUCAGUAAGUUUAAAAUUCUUCUAUCAAUAUUAACACCAACAAUAAUGAUAAUGUGAUUAACAAUAAUAAUACUAAUAACAAUAUUAACAAUAAUUUAAAUAAUGGAAAUUAUGUAAAUUUGUUAAAUGCCCAAUAAACUUAAAAUUAUCAAAAUGCUGGAUUAAAUGUAGAAGAAAUCGGCAGUGUAAGAAAUAAAAUUAACAGGUUUGAACAGAAAAGUGUUGAUCUGAUUUACACUUCUCAGUCACCUUACUCUGUUCUUAAUUAAAAUGAUUUUGCUCUUCAGUAAUAAUAGCAACAAAACCAACUUCAAUCCUGCCAAUAAUAGUAAUAAUAAUAAAAAUCAGCUACUCCUGUCAAUAAAAAAAAUAAAUCAGACCUGGACUAGAUUUAACUAAUUACUAAUUUUAGUAAGGAGACAUUUGAAGAUGCAGCCUCUCCUGAAUUUCUGGUUGCUAAAAAUAAUAAUAAUAAUUAAAAUAACAUCAGCAUGAAUAACAGCAGUAACAAUAAUAGCUAUAGUAAUGGUAGAAUGUUAUUUACUUAGAUUGUUGGAUAGGCAUAAUAAUAGUAAUAGCAAGCACUUUAACUAUCUUAAAAUAGUAACUCUAGUUUAAAUGAAAGAGAUUAUUUUGGCAGGUAUUCAAAUAAGUCUUUUGAUAAUCUUGGUGAAAACUUCUCUUAAUUAUAAGUUUUUUAGCAGAAUUCUCAACCAAAUAAUCAGCAAUUAAACAGAGGAAUUUCACUCCAUGAAAAUAAUUAAAAUAGUAAUACCAGUCAUCAGAAUUUCAUUUAGCAGUAACAGCAACAAAUUCUCUAACAAUAACUCUUGUAAUAACAAUAGCAAUAAUAGCAUAUGUAAUAAAUAUAAAACUAACAAUAAUAGUUAUAAUAAUAAUAGUAGUAGCUGUUAUAAUAAAAUUAAAUUCAACAAAAGCAAGAUUUAAAGAGUAUAAGAGAAUAAUAUAAGGCUAAGUAGAAGAAUAUUUAAUUUGUAAAUUAAUAACAAAACAACUUUAUUAGUAAUAAUGCACCCCAAAAUCUUAUUCUAAUGAAUACCUCUCCAACAUUAUUUGGUAAAUAUUUUAAUGAUAGAGCAAGUUAGUAAGAUCAAACUAAACAAUGA